Messenger RNA from Eurytemora carolleeae, 1508 nucleotides. RefSeq lists its product as uncharacterized. Gene Ontology annotation, biological process: 2-oxoglutarate metabolic process. NCBI's taxonomy places the organism in Eukaryota, Metazoa, Arthropoda, Copepoda, Calanoida, Temoridae. The transcript has 5 exons. The record is from RefSeq and is a predicted model, not a curated record. Bases 38 to 430 code for a protein of 130 amino acids.
UUUUUCAUCUCUUAGAAGUGUAUUUUUUUCAGAGAAAAUGUCUCGGAAUUUCUGGAAUUUUCUGAAAUCCUCUCUAAAAGGUGGUAAACCAGAAAAUGAAAUAAAACCGGUUCUUCAAUCUACUGAUAAAAUUCAUCCAGAAACAGGUUCAGACAACCCUGGUAUCCGGGUCAAACAGCUGAUACAAGAACCUUCAAUUCUUAAGAAGGUGUAUCCUCAUAUACCGCUAAUACGGUUUCGUAAGCAUCAAACAUUAACUUCUUUACCCGUCAAUGCUGCCUUGUUAGAGAAUUCUCAACAAAUGGAUAAAAGAAAUAAUCAUGGUGCUCUUGAAUGGAACGAACUGCCAGCCAAAUACCGACGCCGAGAAAUCGAUCAAUUAGAAUGUGACGUCAUCAAUAAUGGCGGAGCUGAUCGACCAUGGCAGUAGUUCGUUUGUUAGAAACGUUUAGUCAAAUUAGAAUUUUAAUUUUUAUCGACAUUAGCUAUUUUCUUAAACCUUAAAUUUUGUGUCAAAGGCUCAGAUGUCGGAAAUUUGACCUGCUUGAUCUCGAUAUCCAUUAAUAGUUAGUACUUCUAGAUAUGAUGCUGUGUUAGACAUUUAGUUUUUAAGAUUUGGAAGUUCAGAAAAUUUAGAUCUGUUUUUACCUUUUGUUAGUUGACAAAUUUAACUUAUUUUUGCUGCCCAUACUGCCAUUUGGAAAUAACAUUAUUAUUAUUUUGUAGAUACUGUUCGACAAAUGUAUUUACAGUUUGCUCAGUUAUUUUUGUCAAAAAAAAUGUAUAUGUGAAUUUUAGACCUUAUGCCGCCUUUCAUUUUGUUGAGUUAAAUUUUUUAUUUUUAUUUAUUUAUUUAUUUUUUUAUUUGUUUAUUUAUUUAUUUGUUUUUAGAGCUUUUAAUCUGUUCCAUUUAGAUACAUGAUAUAAAUGCUUAUUCGGAUUCAUCUUUGAAAAAAUAGUUUUAUUGUUUCUUGGUUUGUUUCCUUUUUUGUUUCGUCUUCCUCAAUCAGCCUUGUACAUUUAAGUCUUUUCGGACCCUAUUACAUUGUUAACAUAUUGAAUAUUGAUUACUGAAAUCAUGUCAAAUUUUCGCCUUUUAAGCUGAAAGCUUUUAACGAAAUUUUAAAAAAAAUGAAAAUUUUACGUUUUACAUCAUUUUCUUGGACAUCUUUUUGUUUAAUUCAGAUUUGAAAUCUUAAAAUGGAGAGAUUUAACCAAGUUAAGGCGAAAUAACAAACCAGAAAAAUUUAUCUUCAUAAAGUUUUUGGUAGGUUUUGUGAUCUACCUGAUUCAAUUUUAAAACAUUUAUGUAUCAUAAUAUUUUCAAAAGCGAAAUUUUGUGCACGAAACGGAACAAUAUUUUGUUUAUGGUCGUUAUUUUAUUGCUAAAAAACCAUUUCAAUAUUUUCUUUAAUUGUUGUUUAUAUUCUUUCAUUCCGCUUAACUGCAAUAUUUAGUAAAUACGUAUUUUACCAAUUCUGUUCUUAAUCUACAUUUUUAUUUAUUUU